UCGUCUUUAUCACUUUACAAUCCUGCUCUGAUAGGAAGGUAUUUGUCGCCAUCAUAUGGUGUGAUACUCGAACAACAGCGGAAAAGUAGGUCAAACUGUGGUGACGUCAGACGCAAAAGAGCGUCGCUGUAUAUUCCUCAUCGAUCGCAGGUGUCUCUCUACCGGUCACCGCGAAGCAGUUACAGUGCGUAUUUAGAAUGACAUUGGGAGCGAUUGCCUCUGUGAUCCUCGCCAUAGGAGGAGCCGCAAUGUUUUCUGCUCUUCAUAAGAUUGAGGAAGGACAUGUGGGUGUUUACUACAGAGGUGGAGCUCUGCUGACCGCCACCAGUGGCCCUGGAUUUCAUCUAAUGCUGCCGUUCAUUACUUCAUUCAAAUCUGUACAGACAACCCUACAAACAGAUGAAGUAAAGAAUGUUCCAUGCGGCACAAGUGGAGGUGUAAUUAUCUACUUUGAUCAGAUUGAGGUGGUGAACUACCUUGUUCCCUCAGCAGUUUAUGGCAUUGUGAGAAAUUUCACUGCUGACUAUGACAAAGCCCUGAUUUUCAACAAGGUUCACCAUGAGCUGAAUCAGUUCUGUAGUGUGCACUCACUUCAGGAGGUCUACAUAGGUCUAUUUGAUCAAAUAGAUGAGAAUCUAAAGCUCACGCUACAGGAGGAUCUUACCAACAUGGCACCUGGACUCAUCAUUCAGGCAGUCCGUGUUACCAAACCAAACAUUCCAGAAAGCAUACGCAGGAACUAUGAAUUAAUGGAGAGUGAGAGAACAAAGUUACUGAUUGCGGCUCAGACACAGAAGGUGGUAGAGAAGGAGGCAGAGACGGAGAGGAAAAAGGCUGUCAUUGAGGCAGAGAAGGUGGCACAAGUGGCUGAAAUCAAAUAUGGCCAGAAAGUUAUGGAAAAAGAAACAGAGAAAAAGAUAUCAGAAAUUGAAGACAGCGCUUUCCUUGCUACGCAGAAAACAAAAGCAGAUGCAGAUUUCUACACCGCACAGAGAGCAGCUGAGGCCAAUAAGCUCAAGCUGACCCCUGAAUAUCUCCAGCUGAUGAAAUUUAAGGCAAUAGCAGCUAAUAGUAAGAUUUACUUUGGAAGUGAGAUCCCUCACAUGUUUAUGGACUCAGGACCAGGAAGCUCCUCCUCCGCUGCUUCCAAAGCCAUAGACGCCCUAUCAGAGGGGAUACUGGACUUGGAAUGACGGGAGAUGGGGUAGAACUCUGGGUUGUAGCACUGAGAAUAAAUUAACGGGUAAUAAAAGACUAAUAGCCUGUCUGUGUAGACUGCAUUGGGACAAUCUGCAGCUGAAACCACUUCAGUAAAGUAACACGGUGCUUUACCUGUAUCUAUACCCUGGUGACUUGAUCACAAGCCAGUGGUGCUUGAACAGAGUAUUAUACUUUUCAAUAGAACAGAAUGUGGCUGUUUGAAUUUGAAUGUGACAAUGUACGCACGAGAUUUGUGCAUGGUUUAAAAUAUAUCGUUUAUAAACUUAAACAGUCA
Messenger RNA from Rhinichthys klamathensis goyatoka, 1495 nucleotides. RefSeq names its product ER lipid raft associated 2 (gene erlin2). Gene Ontology annotation, molecular function: cholesterol binding; ubiquitin protein ligase binding. Bases 198 to 1193 code for a protein of 331 amino acids. The record is from RefSeq and is a predicted model, not a curated record. Gene Ontology annotation, cellular component: endoplasmic reticulum membrane; endoplasmic reticulum. The transcript is spliced from 12 exons. Lineage: Eukaryota; Metazoa; Chordata; Actinopteri; Cypriniformes; Leuciscidae. Gene Ontology annotation, biological process: SREBP signaling pathway.